This is a messenger RNA of Bolinopsis microptera, 2244 nucleotides long. Its product is annotated as solute carrier family 22 member 15-like. The transcript is spliced from 12 exons. The record is from RefSeq and is a predicted model, not a curated record. Gene Ontology annotation, molecular function: transmembrane transporter activity. Gene Ontology annotation, biological process: transmembrane transport. Gene Ontology annotation, cellular component: membrane. The coding region runs from base 163 to 1731 and encodes 522 amino acids. NCBI's taxonomy places the organism in Eukaryota, Metazoa, Ctenophora, Tentaculata, Lobata, Bolinopsidae.
AGACUAAAAUGUAGCGUCUCGAGAUAACAGAGCAGGAGAUAAUCUCGACAAGUUGGGAUUGAGAGCUGAUCUAUAAAACCUCCUCCAAGUCAGAACUUCAGUCACCACAUCUCCCCGACCCCGGACUACAGUAACCAGGGUAACCCCGGAUUAUUUGUAACCAUGGUAGCGCUUGAUGUGGAGGAGUUGUACGAGAGGUUGGGUAUAUUGGGGAACUUCCAGAUUUUUGUGGUGGUCAUGUAUACUAUUGGAGAACGGGUCACUGCUGGACUGCUUGACUUUCAGGUUCACAUAUUGUCUGUCACGCCAGGCUGGACCUGUAUAUCUGAUAACUGUGUUAACCUGACCCUUAACCAGACCUACUUCCACAAAUCAUUGCUGUGUAUGAUGGAGGAUGACGAGUGGGAGUGGGAUGGUACUCGUUCUAACCUAGUCAACCAGUUUAACUUAACCUGUGGCAACACCUACAAGAUCAGUUUGGGUUCGACCCUGUUUUUUAUAGGAUACCCACUGGGCUCCCUUCUAAUCGGAAUGAUAGCAGACUGGUUGGGUAGGAAGUGGUUAGCUACGGGCUUCCUCCUCAUGACAGGCCUGGUCAACUGUUGCGCGGCUCUCCUCUCCAGCUACGACACUUUCAUCGUCUUCAGAGCGAUAGAAGGGUUCUGUAUAGGUGGGCUAACUGUAACAUUCUACCCACUGCUUAUCGAGUACCUUGGAGCUGGAGCUAGGAACCUCGCUAAUGUCGUGGCUCAAUGCGGGUAUGGGUUGGGAAUGGCAUUCCUCUGCUUCGCAGCGUCCUACAUCACAAGCUGGCGUGCUGUUGUCAUAGCAACAUCAGCGCACCUCUUUUUCGUAGCUCUACUGCUAGCCAGCAAUAUUCCAGAGAGUCCUCGCUUCUUGUUGAAAAACAAAAAGGAUGAUGAGGCGAAACAGGUUUUGAAGAUAAUGGCGAGUUGGAAUAAAGUUGACCUGCCCGAAGUUUUUGAGAUCACCUCGACGGAUGAACCCAGUGAGACCGAAAGAGCGUGGAAACUCUUUACUUAUAGUCGGUAUACGUGCGCAGCUACACUCGCUCAGAUGUUCAUAUGGUUCACGGCAGCCCUAUACUUCUUCGCUCUGAGUUUUAAUAUGAACGAUGUCUUGGGAAACCCUUAUCUCAAUCUGGCAGUAACCGGAAUAAUGGAGAUACUGAUAAACGUGUGCUCGUACUUCUUCAUAGACCGUAUAGGUAGACGGUGGUGCAUGUUAGUUUCCUUCUUGUUGUGCGGGAUCAGUGUUGGGAUUUGCCGCUUUCUGCCCCAUCAGAAUCUCCACUAUACUCACUUCUCAGUCAAAACUUUCUGGGUAAUAUUUGGACGAGCAGUGGGUGGUUUCAUCUACUCUCUUGUCUACCUGUACAGUGCUGAGAUAUUCGCUACAACAGUCAGAUCAUCCGGACUUGGAUUGUGUGUUUGUGCAGCUCAGAUAUCAUCUCUGAUAGCACCGUUCGUGAUUGUUAUCCACGAGGACAAUGCUAACCUUGUCUACACAACUCUCUUCCUAUUCUGUAUUUUGGCGUUCCUAGCAUCCUGGAUCCUGCCGGAGACAGCAAACCUGCCACUACCUGCCACAGUGGCCGAGAUGGACGCAAUGAAGUACAGAAAUUACACCAUCUUUACGGAAAAGAGCCCUCUUAUUACAAACGAUCUACUGCAGUCCAACAAAGAUAAGGAGAUAGGGGACUUAAAAUAGAAGACAAGGAUUCCCGUUAUUAUCAUUGGGGUUCAAUUCUUGACAGGGUCCCCUAGCCAUUGUAGGUUUGUCAGUUGUUGAUGAGGACGUGAUUUUUUUCUUACAAGUAUUCAAAAAUACCAAGAAAAAAAACCAUAAUCUCAGGAAAACAAUGUUCAAACUGUUUUUUAAUUCCUCUAUGAUGGUCAAUUUAAUUAUUUACAGUCAAUUUGUUUAAUUUUAGGAUUAACGUCGCUAAUGUUUUGAUAUAAUUAUUAUUGCUGCGUUGUUAGCAUACAGCUUUGUGGAAAGAAAGUCUUCAAGUAUAUUUAAUAUACAUAAUAUGUAACAUAAAUGUUACCUUUAACAUAUUUAAUAUUUAAAUUUAAAGAUUAAUGAGGCCCUCAGAUAGGGAGAAUGUCUCUAGUAUUUGUGUUUCUUUAUUUCUGUUCAUUAUUUGUCAUGCUACAACUAAUCGAUUGAUUUGUUAUGCUGAAAGUGGUAUCUCCGUGCAAAUUGAUUUCAUUAUUAAAC